Otolemur garnettii (small-eared galago) is the source of this 2850-nucleotide messenger RNA. RefSeq names its product TSPY like 2 (gene TSPYL2). Gene Ontology annotation, biological process: nucleosome assembly. The coding region runs from base 132 to 2231 and encodes 699 amino acids. The record is from RefSeq and is a predicted model, not a curated record. Gene Ontology annotation, molecular function: chromatin binding; histone binding. NCBI's taxonomy places the organism in Eukaryota, Metazoa, Chordata, Mammalia, Primates, Galagidae. Gene Ontology annotation, cellular component: nucleus; chromatin. The transcript has 7 exons.
CCAGAGCGAGGUAGUGAAGAGAAUAGUCGCGUUAGCCACGGCGGCUCCGCUUUGAGUGUGACUGGCAGCAGUGGUGCAGCUGAGAGCUAAGGGGCCAUUAAGAUCCCCUGAGCUGCGUGAGUGCGGUCACCAUGGACCGCUCGGAUGAGGGGCCUCCGGCCAAGACCCGCCGCCUGAGCAGCUCCGAGCUUCCUCAGCGCGACCCGCCGCCACCACCACCACCGCUCGUGCGACUGCCCCUGCCUCCACCCCAGCAGCGCCCGAGGCUCCAGGAGGAAACCGAGGCGGCACAGGUGCUGGCUGACAUGAGGGGGGUGGGACUGGGCCUCGCGCUGCCCCCCCCACCGCCCUAUGUCAUUCUCGAGGAGGGGGGCAUCCGCGCGUACUUCACCCUGGGUGCUGGGGGUCCCGACUGGGAGUCUACGAUCGAGUCAGGGUAUGGGGAGGCGCCCCCUCCCACCGGGAGCCUGGAUACACUUACUCCUUCUGAGGUCUCUGGGGGAAGCCUGGAAAUCGACUUUCAGGUUACCGAACCCAGCAGCUCUGAAGGAGAGAAGGCCCUAGAAACCUGUAGCGCAGGGGGGUGGGGGCCCCAGAGGUUAGUUGGUCCAAAGAGCAGGGAAGAGGCUGUCAUCCUAGUGGAAGAUGAGGAUGAGGAUGAACUGGAAGGUUUGAGGAGCAGCAGCAGCAGGAGGAGGAGGAGGAGGAGGAGGAGGAGGAAGCAGAGGAAGAUGAAGAAAGAGAGCAAAGAGAGGAAUGCCGAGAGAAUGGAGAGCAUCCUGCAGGCACUGGAGAAUAUUCAACUGGACCUGGAGGCUGUUAACAUUAAGGCAGGCAAGGCCUUCCUGCGUCUUAAGCGCAAGUUCAUCCAGAUGCGAAGACCCUUCUUGGAGCGCAGAGACCUUAUUAUCCAGCAUAUCCCGGGCUUCUGGGUCAAAGCAUUCCUCAACCACCCCAGAAUUUCAAUCUUGAUCAACCAACGUGAUGAAGACAUUUUCCGCUACUUGACCAAUCUGCAGGUACAGGAUCUCAGACAUAUCUCCAUGGGCUACAAAAUGAAGCUGUACUUCCAGACAAACCCCUACUUCACAAACAUGGUGAUUGUCAAGGAGUUCCAGCGCAACCGCUCGGGCCGCCUGGUGUCUCACUCUACCCCAAUCCGCUGGCACCGGGGGCAGGAACCCCAGGCUCACAGGCAUGGGAACCAGGAUGCCAGCCACAGCUUUUUCAGCUGGUUCUCAAACCACAGCCUUCCAGAGGCUGACAGGAUUGCUGAGAUUAUCAAGAAUGACCUGUGGGUCAACCCUUUACGCUACUACAUGAUGAGAGAAGGAGGCUACAGGACAAAUAGGAAGAAGAAAGAAGAGAAGAAAAGUAAAACCAAGGAUGAAUGUGAAGUGGUGAUCAUGGAAGAUGCUUAUGACUAUUAUGCAGUGGAAGACAUUUUCAGUGAGAUCUCAGACAUUGAUGAUACCAUUCAUGACAUCAAGAUCUCUGACUUCAUGGAGACUACUGACUACUUUGAGACCACUGACAAUGAGAUAACUGACAUCAAUGAGAAUGUCUGGGACAGCGAGAGCCCUGACCACAAUGAGGUCCUUGACAACAAGGCCACUGAUAAUGAGAGCACUGAUGAUGAGACCGUUGACAACAAUGAGAGUGCCAGUAACAACAGUGAGAACCCCAAAGACAAUAACAAGAACACUAAUGAUGAGAAUCCUGAUAACAAAAAUGAGAAUGUUGAUGAUGACAGCAAGAACUUCAGAGGUGGCAACCAAGGCAGCAAUGACAACAACCAGGACAGCAGUGACAGUGACAAUGAAGGAGAUGAGGGCAGUGAUGAUGAAGAUAAUGAUGGCAAUGAAGGUGACAAUGAAGGCAGUGAUGAUGAUGGCAAUGAAGGUGACAAUGAAGGCAGUGAUGAUGAUGACAGAGACAUUGAGUAUUAUGAGAAUAACAUCGAAGACUUUGACAAGGAUCAAGAUUACAGCAUCAACCAAGAUGACUAUGAGGACGAGGUAGAGAUCAUCACAGAAGAAUCAGUGGGGGAAGAAGAGGAGGAAGAAGGCAGUGAGCAAGAAGGUGAGGACUUCUAUGAGGAAGGAGGCUAUGUAGAGGAAGGAAUUGAAGAUGACUGGGAUGGAGAAGAUUCCGAAGACUCAGACCUGGAAGAGGUGCUGCAGGUUCCAAAUGUUUGGGCCAACCCUGGGAAGAGGGGGAAAACCGGAUAAACAUAUUACCCUCAAUAAACAUCUUACCCUCGAGGGGAUUGCCUCUCUGUAUCCCCCAACCCCUACCCCAUUUACCCACCCCCUCAGCUAGGGCCACGCGGCCCCACAUUGCACUUCUGGGGGGUGACUGACUUCGUACACGGGUUUAAAGUUUAUUUUUAUGGUUUAGUAAUUGCAGAGUCUUAUUUUGUGGGGAUAUAAAGGAGGAUAACCCCUUUAGACCCUCCCCCACAGGCUUCUGUGUGCUGCUUAAUGUAUUUAUUGUGAUGCCUUGGUCAGGGCUGCUAUAUCCUCCUCUCAUCAGUGUUGGCCCCAGCCCUCUCCCUGUGCUGUAUGGAGUGGACACCCUGAUCCCAAAGCAGGGAGGGCCACUGUGGCCUUCGUCACAGCCACGCAGUGCCCAUGGAGGCACUGCUGCCACCCUGUUCUCCCAAGUUCUCUCCCUCUCUCCCCUUGUUCCCCCUCCAUCCCGCUCCUUUUCCAGUCGUGCCCGCUAGCUGCCUCAGUGUCUUUGCAAGGCCGCUUUACCAUUGCGGUAUUCCUGCUCUCCUCCCCCAGAAGGCCCACCUAUUUCCCUGUGAACCCUGGUAAUCCUAAUAAAAUUCAGAGCAAAUUCAAA